Messenger RNA from Oldenlandia corymbosa var. corymbosa, 2233 nucleotides. Lineage: Eukaryota; Viridiplantae; Streptophyta; Magnoliopsida; Gentianales; Rubiaceae. The record is from the annotation of a GenBank genome assembly.
GUCCUAACCAAGCGAGUUCUAUAGCCACCAAAAAAUAACAAAAAACAACAACACAUACAUACACUAACAAUAUUACCAGCUCAGCCAAAAAAACUAUAUUCACUCUUCUUCAUCAAUCAGUCUUCCUUCCCCCUCCCUUUCAUUUGAUUCUCCUCAUUCUUCCCAAAAUGAUUGUGGUGAAGUUGACAGGUUAAUCCCCCCCACCAAUACAGCUAAUAUUGUUUUUUGAUUCCGAUAUCGAAUCGUGGGAAAAACACCGCCGCCGCCGGCCACCACCAGAGAAUUAAUCCUCUGCAGCGCCGCCGAAAACAGAGCACGGGAAGGAUGGGUCUGAUACAACUGAUUCUGGUGGGAAUAUUAGUGGUUUGUGUAACCAUGUUCAUGAAAGUGACGUACGAGACCAUAUGGUGUUACUGGCUAACUCCCAGACGCAUCAAGAAAAUCAUGGAGAAGCAAGGAGUGCGUGGCCCAAAUCCCCGGUUUCUAGUUGGCAACAUUUUGGACAUGGCUUCCUUCGUCUCCAAGUCCACUUCCCAAGACAUGGAUUCCAUCCACCACGACAUCGUGGGCCGGCUCCUCCCCCAUUAUGUUGCAUGGUCUAAAAUCUACGGUAAAAGGUUUAUAUACUGGAACGGAACGGAACCCAGGAUGUGCCUGAGCGAAACGGAACUGAUUAAAGAAUUGCUGUCAAAAUACAGCACGAUUUCAGGGAAAUCGUGGCAGCAGCAACAGGGGACCAAGCAUUUCAUCGGCCGUGGUUUGUUAAUGGCCAACGGCGACGACUGGUACCACCAGAGACACCUUGUUGCUCCGGCAUUCAUGAGAGAUAAACUCAAGAGUUAUGCAGGGUACAUGGUGGAAUGCACCAAGGAGAUGCUCCAAUCAUUGGAAAAUGCAAUUGGGAGUAAUAAAUUCGGAGAAAAUGAGGUUGAAAUCGGUCAGUACAUGGCUCGACUCACUGCCGAUAUUAUUUCCAGAACUGAGUUUGACCGUAAUUACGAGAAAGGGAAGCAAAUAUUUGACAAGCUCACCUUAUUGCAAAAACGCUGCGCCGAAGCUAGCCGGCAUUUAUUUUACCCCGGGAGUCGGUUCUUUCCGAGUAAAUAUAAUAGGGAGAUAAAAUCAAUGAAGAUGGAAGUGGAGAAAUUGCUGAUGGAGAUCAUUCAAAGCAGGAAGGACACAGUAGAAGUGGGAAGAAGCAAUUCUUAUGGAAAUGAUUUGUUGGGGAUGCUAUUGAAUGAAAUGCAGAAUAAGAAAGGGGAUGGAUCAUUUAGCCUAAACUUGCAGCUCAUCAUGGAUGAGUGCAAAACUUUCUUCUUCGCAGGACAUGAGACGACUGCCGUUUUGCUGGCUUGGACCGUCAUGUUGUUAGCCACUAACCCUGAUUGGCAAGACAAAAUUCGUGCUCAAGUCAAUGAGGUUUGUAACGGCAACCAUCCAACCAUUGACCAGCUCUCCAAACUCACCAUGUUGAACAUGGUGAUUAACGAGUCAUUGAGAUUAUACCCACCAGCAACAGUCCUACCAAGAAUGGCAUUUGAAGACAUUCAAUUAGGUGAUCUCCAUAUUCCAAAGGGUUUAUCGAUAUGGAUACCGAUGUUAGCCAUUCAUCACAGUAAGGAAAUAUGGGGUCCCGAUGCCAACGAAUUCAAGCCAGACCGGUUCAAAUCCAAAACGUUCUUCCCCGGGUUCAUGCCUUUUGCAUCUGGUCCCAGAAACUGCAUUGGUCAAUCUUUCGCUCUCAUGGAAUCCAAGAUCAUAUUAGCCAUGUUGAUCUCAAAGUUCAGCUUCACUAUUUCUGAGAAUUAUCGUCAUGCUCCCGUUGUGGUCCUGACGGUUAAACCUAAAUACGGGGUUCAAAUUCGGCUAAACCCAUUAAAUUAAACUCAUAAAAAGAUUGUCUAUUUGUUUCGGGUCAUGUCAUUUUGGAAUAGAAAAAAUCACAGUUCCUCAUAAAUUUCUUUCUGGAAGAGAAGAAGAAAAUCCUUAUUUAGGAGGAUCAGUGAGUGUCAUUAUUUUGUUUUUUCUUUUUUCUUUUCCUUUUAAUCUCUCCUCCACUUUCACUAGUUUGAGCGGUAUUUGUUGGAGAGAACUCAAUUAAAUAUAAGGAGGCUCAAAUUUAUUUUUUUUUCAGCAAAUGUGUUAGUUCAAAAUGUCUUUGAACUCUACAUGUAUUUUACUAAUUGUAUAAUUAUCCAAUGGAAAUUAAAAGGCAAGAAAUCAUGAUUAAUUC